CUGCGAGGAGAGAGAGAGACACACAGUAACUAGGCUACACAUCUAACGGGGUAAACCUGGACGAAAGAACACGAUUUUAUUGCACAUUUUAACGGUAACAAAAUAAAAUUGGAUCGUAAUACGUAAGUCGCUUGAAGAAGGGACAUUUCGGUGGGAGUUUUUCCCAAAGCAGUGUGCCUUCUCAACCUUCAUACACAGACUUCUUGUAGUUUGGAUAGGCUUGUCCGCCGGGGGAGAGUUUGUUGUGUAGCUCUAGCUGGUUAUUUUGUUGCGCGUUAGGCGCUCCAGUUGUUGUUGAACUAUGGCGCUCAAGGCGAGGGCUUUAUACGAAUUCAAUUCCGAAAACCCCGGGGAGAUAUCAGUGAAAGAAAAUGAAGUAGUGACUCUGUACAGCGAACAGGACAUUGAAGGCUGGCUAGAAGGAUCCAACAGCAAAGGCGAGAGAGGUCUCUUCCCCGCGUCCUACGUUGAGAUCCUGAAGAACGACACCGCGUCCACGUUUAACAACAACAGCACAUCUGGAUCCCGAUACGCCAAUAUUCCAACCGGAGGUUUCGGGGAUGCCUCCUCUUAUAACAUCCAGAAUCAUACUGACAACUUGUCCAAAACAUCAGUAACAUCGCCCGGGCUUACAGCGUUGUCACCGCCUGCCCCAGCACAGCAGCAACCCAUUUAUCAAGCCAGCCAGGGCAGCGACGAAGACUGGGAUGAUGACUGGGAUGACAGCUCGACAGUGGCGGACGAACCCGGGGUUGUUGGGGUUAAUUACCAAAGGGACUUUGAUGGCAAUGGACCGUCUACAUACAGAUUGUCAACAUCAAUGUCUAAAGGUAGCAACGUUCAACAAGCCAAGAGCUCUGCUACGGUCAGUAGAAACCUCAAUAGGUUUUCAACAUUUGUGAAAUCAGGAGGGGAAGCGUUCGUGUUAGGUGAGGCAGCUGGGUUUGUGAAAGAUGGGGAUAAGAUCUGUGUUGUAACGGGACAAUACGGUCCAGAAUGGCAGGAAAACCCAUACCCCUUCGCCUGUACCAUAGACGACCCCACCAAGCAGACCAAGUUCAAAGGGAUGAAGAGUUACAUUGCCUACAAGCUGACGCCCACCCACACACAGACCCAGGUAAACAGGAGGUAUAAACACUUUGACUGGCUCUACGCCAGGCUGGUGGAGAAGUUCCCUGUCAUCUCCGUGCCUCACAUCCCAGAGAAACAGGCCACGGGGCGGUUUGAGGAGGACUUCAUCUCUAAAAGGAGGAAAGGGUUGAUAUGGUGGAUGAGUCACAUGACCAGCCACCCGGUCCUGUCCAAGUGUGAUGUCUUUCAGCACUUCCUCACCUGCAACAGCACAGACGAGAAGUCAUGGAAGCAGGGGAAGAGGAAGGCGGAGAAGGACGAGAUGGUGGGGGCUAACUUCUUCCUCACUAUCUCCACGCCCUCCGGACCACCCCUGGACCUGGUCGAGGUCGAGUCCAAGAUCGACGGCUUCAAAGCUUUCACCAAGAAAAUGGACGACAGCGUGGUCCAAGUCAACGCCACCACCAACGAGUUCGCCCGGAAACAGAUCACGGGGUUUAAGAAGGAGUACCAGAAAGUGGGCCAGGCGUUUAAAGUCCUGGGACAGGCGUUUGAGCUGGACCAGCAGGCGUAUUCAGUAGGGUUGAACCAGGCCAUAGCGUACACAGGAGAGGCAUACGAUGCUAUCGGAGACUACUUUGCAGAGCAGCCAAGACAAGAUGUGGAUCCUUUAAUGGAUUUGUUACAGCUGUACCAGGGACAUCUGGCCAACUACCCUGACAUCAUCCAUGUACAGAAAGGAGCACUUACCAAGGUGAAGGAGUCCCAGAAGCACGUUGAGGAAGGCAAGAUGGACGCUCCCCAGGCGGACGGCGUCAACGAGCGCUGUAACAUCAUCUCCUUCGCCACGCUGGCAGAGAUCCAGCACUUCCAUCAGGUCCGGGUGAGGGACUUCAAGGCCCAGAUGCAGCAGUAUCUAACCGAGCAGAUUGGCUUCUUCCAGAAGAUCACCGGAAAGCUGGAGGAGGCCCUACAGAAGUAUGACAAUGCUUAGUCUCCCCCCUCUACUCUAAGGGACACCCCUGAUUGGUCUAAAUCCGAUUGACCACAUUCUGAUUGGUCGAGAUCUCAUAUCCGACCCCCCCCCCUUCCCCGAUUGGUCCAGAAAUGACCCUUGACCUCCCUCAGUCGGCCAAUCAUUGAAGCCCCAGGUGGACAUUACCUUCAACUGCCAAACAGCAAUACAAUCCACUGUGAGAAGACACAGACAACACUGACCAACCUGGAUAGUCCCCUGAAGGCUGGAUGUUGAUUCCAUGUAUGGUGGCUACUGUUUUGAAGGGGCUUGAGUUGACGUCUGGCUUUGUUUAAAUGGGUUUUAAUGCAGUGUUGUUUUUCCUGGAUCAAAAUGGGGCUUGGGUGUUGGGUGUGGCAGGGGCGUGGCCAUGAGCGUGACAAAAUGUAUCUGUUUUAAAGCUAAUCUCCUGCAAUUCUACACAUUUUGCCAUGGGGCUGAGAGAACAUUUGCAGUUUUUUAAAGCUUAUAUCCUAUAAUUCUACACAUUUUGCCAUGUGGCUGAGAGAACAUUUGCAGUUUUUUUAAAGCUUAUAUCCUAUAAUUCUACACAUUUUGCCAUGUGGCUGAGAGAACAUUUGCAAUUUUUUUAAAGCUUAUAUCCUGUAAUUCUACACAUUUUGCCAUGUGGCUGAGAGAACAUUUGCAGUUUUUUUAAAGCUUAUAUCCUGUAAUUCUACACAUUUUGCCAUGGGGCUGAGAGAACAUUUGCAGUUUUUUAAAGCUUAUAUCCUAUAAUUCUACACAUUUUGCCAUGUGGCUGAGAGAACAUUUGCAGUUUUUUUAAAGCUUAUAUCCUGUAAUUCUACACAUUUUGCCAUGUGGCUGAGAGAACAUUUGCAAUUUUUUUAAAGCUUAUAUCCUAUAAUUCUACACAUGUAGAACACAUACACACAUAAUUCUGCCAUGUGGUUUAUGCUGUCUGAGUGACUCAAACAUUCUAAUGAAAUUAAUGUGGGCCCCAUGCCAUGACAAAUAUUCCUGAAUGCAUCGUUUUUUUUAUUUUAGAUUCUCCCUGAUUUUUGUUGUGGCGAUUUGUUACUUUUUAAAGAGGCUGUUAUUUAAGAAAUAUAUAUAUAUAUAUAUAUAUAUAUAUAUAUAUAUAUAUAUAUAUAUAUAUAUAUUAGUUUUUCUACAUACUUUAUAUCAUGUUUUAGUCGUUUUAAGUUUACACUGAAAAAUGUUUUUCCGUAUUUUUAUUUUAUUUUACUGUUUGGCCAUAGACGGUCCGAAAACAACACUGAGGCAGCAGACAGCCCAAUGCUUUUCUAUGUAGAGAAAACACUGAGGCAGCAGACAGCCCAAUGCUUUUCUAUGUAGAGAAAACACUGAGGCAGCAGACAGCCCAAUGCUUUUCUAUGUAGAGAAAACACUGAGGCAGCAGACAGCCCAAUGCUUUUCUAUGUAGAGAAAACACUGAGGCAGCAGACAGCCCAAUGCUUUUCUAUGUAGAGAAAACACUGAGGCAGCAGACAGCCCAAUGCUUUUCUAUGUAGAGAAAACACUGAGGCAGCAGACAGCCCAAUGCUUUUCUAUGUAGAGAAAACACUGAGGCAGCAGACAGCCCAAUGCUUUUCUAUGUAGAGAAAACACUGAGGCAGCAGACAGCCCAAUGCUUUUCUAUGUAGAGAAAACACUGAGGCAGCAGACAGCCCAAUGCUUUUCUAUGUAGAGAAAACACUGAGGCAGCAGACAGCCCAAUGCUUUUCUAUGUAGAGAAAACACUGAGGCAGCAGACAGCCCAAUGCUUUUCUAUGUAGAGAAAACACUGAGGCAGCAGACAGCCCAAUGCUUUUCUAUGUAGAGAAAACACUGAGCCGGUUUAGGAGGUGAGCCAAUCAGACGUGAGACUCCAGAAGCAGAAGGUCGUUAAAGCUUCUGUUUUUGAUCGACGACGAGGCAAACCUCGGUUGGUUGUAAGUGUUGAUUUUAACGAGGGCUAUCCUCGUCGCGAUUUGGUUUGGUAGGUGUCGUAGUCCAGCGAGUGGGUGGAUAUGCUUAUUAUCUUAAUUAUUGAUUAAUCGUGACUUAAGACAGAGAGGGACGAUCAAAAUACCCUCUCCUGUAAACGUGUUAUUCCCUACUGCUGCUUGUACCUACACGGGGCGGUAUCUUAACCUUGUAGAUCACACGAUGUCCACUAAACCUGUUUUAAACAACGUGACUGGUUAUUAAGAUGGAGUCCCAUAAAGGGACAGUGAUUUGUUCAGAGGGGGGGGGGCGUCUCUACCGUAAAGCAAUGCUGUUUAGUGGCUUUAAACCGUUACAAUGCUGCCUUCUGCUAUAACACUUGAGCUCCUCAUAGUGUGUGUGUGUGUCCCAAAUGUCUUCAUACUUACAAAUAUAUAGUGCACUACUUUUGACCAGAGCCCCUAUGCGUAGUGCGCUAUAUAGGGGAAUAGUGUUCCAUUUGGGAAGUCCCAUCUCUAGCAGGAACAUGUUUACACACACAGACUCCUAGCAGACCAGACAACCGGACUUGUGCCUUCUUUUGUUUUUGAUUGUCUCUCUCUGAUGAUACAUUAUUUUAAUUUUUUUAAAUAAGUUCUAUAAAGGUUAAUGUAAUAUAAAUAUAUUCUCAUAUUUAGUUUUUAAGAUGCUUGUUUGUUGCAAAUAUUAUGCGAUGCUUUUGGACUUGGACUUGUGUUUUGUUGGAGUUGAGAGAAGUGCCCAGCCGAUGGGGAGCAGAGUCCGUCUGGACUGCUUUGAGUACUGACCUCGAUGAUUCUCCCUUCAGAGACUGAAGUCUGAUUCAGGGACGUCAAUGUAGAGCACGUGACUGGAUCAUUCUGACUGGGACAAGGCUGAUUUACACAGAGAGGAAGAAAGCGACACUGCGCUCGGUGGGAUAACCUGUUCUGUUCUUACUGCAGGCUUGGAUUCCAUUCAGUGGAUAUCAUGGGACCAUGAACUCUGCCUGCUUAAAGGUUCAGAGCCUUGGAACUCAAAGGAACAUGUCUCAGACUGAAAUGGACUGGACUGUCGUCUCAGACUGAAAUGGACUGGACUGUCGGCUCAGACUGAAAUGGACUGGACUGUCGGCUCAGACUGAAAUGGACUGGACUGUCGGCUCAGACUGAAAUGGAUUAACACAGACUGAAAUGGACUGGACAGUCGGCUCAGACUGAAAUGGACUGGACUGUCGGCUCAGACUGAAAUGGACUGGACUGUCGGCUCAGACUGAAAUGGACUGGACUGUCGGCUCAGACUGAAAUGGACUGGACUGUCUCAGACUGAAAUGGAUUAACACAGACUGAAAUGGACUGGACAGUCGGCUCAGACUGAAAUGGACUGGACAGUCGGCUCAGACUGAAAUGGACUGGACAGCUGGCUCGGACUGAAAUGGAUUAACACAGACUGAAAUGGACUGGACUAUCGGCUCAGACUGAAAUGGACUGGACUGUCGGCUCGGACUGUAAUGUCGGCUCGGACUGAAAUGGAUUAACACAGACUGAAAUGGACUGGACUGUCGGCUCAGACUGAAAUGGAUUAACACAGACUGAAAUGGACUGGACAGUCGGCUCAGACUGAAAUGGACUGGACAGUCGGCUCAGACUGAAAUGGACUGGACAGUCGGCUCAGACUGAAAUGGACUGGACAGUCGGCUCAGACUGAAAUGGACUGGACAGUCGGCUCAGACUGAAAUGGACUGGACAGUCUGCUCAGACUAGAAUGGACUGGACAGUCUGCUCAGACUAGAAUGGACUGGACAGUCGGCUCAGACUGAAAUGGACUGGACAGUCGGCUCAGACUGAAACUAAACUGGACAUUUUAGCCCUCCCUGAAAUCACAAAGUUAUUUGGAAAAAAAUGACUCAAUAUUAUUCUUGCACAAUGUAAAAAAAAAUUACUUUGAUUUUUUUUUAAGGUUGAUGGAUGUUAGUCUGUCAGUCAGACUGGUUGAUGGGUAGACAUCCUUCCUCUCCUGUUAUUGUCUACUGAUCCUAGUACAGAUCUGGACACCUCAGCCAGUUUUCGUGUCGAGUCAGAGACUAAAUAAACUACAGAAACUCCUCGACGUAUCUCAUUUGUCUGCUGUCACAUUGUGAUGUUUCUGCUCAGGGACUCCAAGGGGUCUUGUCUGGUCCGAAAGGGUUCAUUUCUCCCUGAUUCUUCACACGUAAUCUAACUAGUCCGACGUAGGCUACACUGAUCUGAUGACAGACCUGCCGGCAGGCUCGGGAUCAGGCUCGGGAUCAGGCUCAGGAUCAGGCUAGCCAUCAGAUGCACAUGUCCAGUGUUUUAAAGGUGCCAGAGAAGAUGACAAGGUACAUCCUCAAAGCAGCCAGGUUCAACAGCUUUUCACUGAAUGUGUUGCUAUCAUUUUUAUUAUUAAAUAAUUUCCCUUAAAUGA
Molecule: messenger RNA, 6439 nt
Organism: Oncorhynchus kisutch (coho salmon)
Lineage: Eukaryota; Metazoa; Chordata; Actinopteri; Salmoniformes; Salmonidae
Product: sorting nexin-18
Exons: 3
Coding region: 302-2065 (587 amino acids)
Biological process (GO): mitotic cell cycle; plasma membrane tubulation; protein transport
Cellular component (GO): plasma membrane; cytoplasmic vesicle
Molecular function (GO): phosphatidylinositol binding; protein binding
Source: RefSeq, a predicted model, not a curated record